CGGUGCUUUCCUCCCCUCCCAUUGUCUAUACAGCACAUUGAGUUAAUGCAGAAUCCCAGCCCUGCUCUCUGCAGCCAGCUCUCCCUCCCUCCCUGUGUCUCUGCACCCCUCCGGAGUAUCGAUGUGAUUGUCUCCCCCCCCCCCCCCAUCUCUUUCCUUCCCUCCCCGGCCAGGGCUCUGCAGCUGUCUCUAUACUGGGGAAAGGUGGAAUCAGCAUCCAGCAUCACCGACAGCAGCAUCAGCACCACUCGCAGCAUCCUGAGUGUAUCAGGGAAGAAGAUGGAUCUCCCUUUAUCUGAUGCAUUCUUCCAGGUGGACCUCCUCCGAGAGCUCCUGCUCAACGGCAGCUUCAACGACAGCCUGUUCAACAGCACCGGUGACCGCUUCCUGCCGUUCGGUGUCCAGGUCACCAUAGUGGUGGUGUACCUCAUCGUCUGUGUGGUGGGGCUUGUGGGGAACUGUGCUGUCAUGUAUGUCAUCGUCAGAUACACCAAGAUGAAAACCGCCACCAACAUCUACAUCUUCAACCUUGCCCUGGCUGACGCGCUGGUCCUGAUGACCCUUCCAUUCCAGGGUACUGACAUCAUCAUGGGGAUCUGGCCCUUCGGCAAUGCCUUGUGUAAGAUCGCCAUCGCCAUCGAUUACUACAAUAUGUUCACCAGCACCUUCACCCUGACCAUGAUGAGUGUCGACCGCUACAUCGCCAUCUGCCACCCGGUGAAGGCGCUGGACAUCCGCACCCCGCACAAGGCCAAAGUGGUCAACGUCUGUAUCUGGAUCCUGGCCUCCUUCAUCGGUAUUCCCGUUAUGGUCAUGGGCUCGGCUGAGAUGGACAGUGAGGGUAUUGAGUGUAUGGUUCAGUUGCCUGAUCCUGAACAUUAUUGGGAACCAGUCUUCGGCACCUGUGUGUUCAUGUUUUCCUUUGUCAUUCCUGUCUUGAUUAUCACCAUCUGCUACAGCCUGAUGAUUAGACGCCUGAAGAAAGUUCGUGUUUUGUCCGGGUCAAGGGAGAAGGACCGAAACCUGAGAAGGAUCACCCGUCUGGUGUUGGUGGUCGUUGCCGUGUUUAUUAUCUGCUGGACCCCCGUCCAGAUCUUCGUGUUGGUGCAGAACCUUGGAGCCAAGCCUGACAGCGACGUCAAGGUAGCCAUCCUUCUCUUCUGCAUUGCCCUGGGCUACAUCAACAGCAGCCUUAAUCCAGUGCUCUAUGCCUUCUUAGAUGAGAACUUCAAGGCCUGCUUCAAAAAGUUCUGCUUCCCCGCCGCCUUCCGUCCCGAGCUACAGAUGUCCAACCGCAUGUGCAGCAUUGCCAAAGAUGUUGCCUAUGCCUGCAAAAACUCGGACGGUCCGAACAAUCCAGCAUGACUAGGCAUGGAACUGCCCAUGAUGGGCGGGGAUGAAGAGCAAGUAGGGACUAACCCGCAAGCAGAGCUGACGCAAAUAACAGCUUUGUGACCAAGAUGACAGGGGUGUCGGAACAGACACCUCCUUACAAUGCAGGAAUUUAUGCGCGUAAUGGAAAUUACUACUUAAUUCCAUUGGUUGUUUCAAAUGGAACCCACCAACUUCUUUAGAGCUAGAGAAAUUAAAAGGUUUCUUGCCAUCUCGGCUCAAGUUACUAAAGACCCAACAAGAGGCCCGCAUCUUCUUUGAAAGCUUCUUGUGCUCCUUGGCAAAGUGAAGAUUUCGUUCACUCACUACAAGUAUAUUGAAUUUGUACAGGAAUAAUACAAUUUUUAUACAGUCUUAAAGCUAUUUGCUCCAUAGGAGCAAAACUUAUAGUGGCUAAACUCUACAUACUGUCCCACCAAGAAAUUACAUGACUUGAGCAUAUCUGAGAGACACGUAUCUAUGUGUGCAUUGAUAUUUUUUAAACUAGUACACAUGGAGAGAUCUAAUUAUUUAAGACAGGAAAACAAUUAUUCAGGAUUUAUGACCAAAACCAUAUUAAUUACUUGCCAGUCCAGGGGCCUUUCUACGCUGAUGGGCAUUGCCGGCAAGUCUUUUCUGCUGCGGCCACAUGCACACAAGGGGCCAGUGACAGGUGGAACUUGUGAACCUUAACAGAAAAGUUGAAUGUGAAAUUGAUUAGUCAUGGCUAGUAUUAAAAGCCUCAAUCACGAACUCUGGUGCCACCCAAAACAGCCUUUUUAGAGAUGGAGCUCCCUCCUGCCGAUUUCACUUCAGCUACAUUGUGGUGAUGCCGUUCCAGUAAAAGUGUCGACCCACCUCAAAAGUUCAGAAGUAUGGGUAGUUCUAGUUUUAGUCCUCAAACUUUAUUUUUGGCUUCUGUUCCACAAAUUGAACUCACCUAAAAAGAUUCAAAAACUGUUCAAUAUUAUGAACCUCAAACUUUUUUUGGGGGGUUACUGUCCAACAAAUGUUAGAAGAAAACACAAAGGAUCACAGAAAGCCAAUCUGUAUUCCCAAGAAGCCUCUUUUUCUGUAGUAAUGAGUCCAAAAACUAUCAAACAGCUCUGUUCUGCCCAUUUUCUCGAUGAAUGGCCCUCGAUAGGUUCUGCCCAUUUUCGGCACGGCUGUUACUGAUAAGAAAAUACUUAUGCAGCCUUAUUUCUUUUCUCCCUGGCAUCACUCCUUUUUUAAAGCCUUCUGACCUUUACAAAAAGAGACCCUGUUAUGUAUAUACAGUGUAUAUAGACAUAUAUAUUAUAUAUUUAUAUAUAUAUAUUCACACGCACAUGUUAUUGAAGCCUCAAAAAAGAGAAAACAAAAUAAAGCCUUUCUUCACUGGGGAUAUGCUAAGCUUUGCUCCAGCAAGUGAGGAAUCAAACACAUUCAGCAGCCAAAGGCAAAUUGUGACUUUAAGGAAAAAGGGGGGGGGGGG
Molecule: messenger RNA, 2845 nt
Organism: Rana temporaria (common frog)
Lineage: Eukaryota; Metazoa; Chordata; Amphibia; Anura; Ranidae
Gene: OPRL1
Product: opioid related nociceptin receptor 1
Exons: 4
Coding region: 46-1365 (439 amino acids)
Biological process (GO): sensory perception of pain; neuropeptide signaling pathway
Cellular component (GO): neuron projection; membrane
Molecular function (GO): nociceptin receptor activity; neuropeptide binding
Source: RefSeq, a predicted model, not a curated record